Molecule: messenger RNA, 2485 nt
Organism: Heterocephalus glaber (naked mole-rat)
Lineage: Eukaryota; Metazoa; Chordata; Mammalia; Rodentia; Bathyergidae
Gene: Hacd4
Product: 3-hydroxyacyl-CoA dehydratase 4
Biological process (GO): fatty acid elongation; very long-chain fatty acid biosynthetic process; sphingolipid biosynthetic process
Cellular component (GO): endoplasmic reticulum membrane
Molecular function (GO): 3-hydroxyacyl-CoA dehydratase activity
Source: RefSeq, a predicted model, not a curated record
GGAAUUACUGUAGUCAGAAGUUGUUAGCAAGGUAAUAAAAGUACGUGUGGUGGGCGUCUGUGCUUAAGGAUAACAUAGUGACAAGCGAAAAAUAUGACCAAGGGCAGACCUGAGAAGGGGGCCACCCAGAGGGACAGAAAGGACAGAAGUAGUAGGAGAGCAUGCAGAACGGGGGCGAGGUAAAAGGGUGAAACAUUGACCCGUCAAGAAGCUCAGGGUGUGGGUGCUGUGUUCGGGUCACUUCCUCUGGAUGGGUUUCCGUUUCCCUUUGCUCCCCACCCCAGAUCUGGGGCUUCCUGGCUCCCCGUUUGCCCCUGAGCACCAGUGGUCUUGGUAAUUAAUGGGUCACCUGCCAGUGUUUGAGAACUGUUAAUUUGCCCUUCGGAUUAAAUGCUCCCUAAAAGUGAGGACGAGGACUGCGUAUGGGGUCAUUUAGCAGAGUGUUAUAGGAAGGGGACUAGGGGUGUCCUGAGCAGUUCCAGGAGUUGGGAAAUUGCCCUGCAAGGUGUCAUGGAACAAGGAGAUGUCAAGGAACGCACCAAGUAUAUGAUCAUGGGAGAUGGCAGGCAGGGAGUUACGAAAUAAUUACUCUGAGAGCAGAAAGAAUAAAAUGUUUAAUUCUAAGGCAAGAGCGCUCGGGUACGUUUCUAAACUGUGGUGAAAGGUGGUGGAAAGGAGCGAAUGAAGAUCCAAGGAGAGGCAGUGCUUACAACCACUUGAGCAAGCUUGGGAAGCGGCUGGUGACACUACAGGAAAGAGGUUAAUCCCUGCCUGGGCGGGGACGGGACGGGUGGAGGUGAGAGAUGCCGAAGAGCGGUGUAUGCAGGACUGGACUAUGAGAAGGAAAACUAGGCUCUAACGAGGAAAAUGUUACCAUUAAAGUUCUAAUUUAUCAGUCGGUGUGACCCGUGGUAACAACAUUUUUUAAAUCUUCGGCUUCCUGAUCCACACGAUAGGGGGCAGUACUUCCAACUGCACGGAGUGUCCCUGUUCCACGAAAUAGGCGCCUUCCUGGCUUGCUUUUUGUUUUCCACCGCUGACACGUUACCCUGAUGGGGACAGAGCAGCCGGCAGAAGUCCCUGAUGUUGCCGGGAAAGUAAGGGGCAGGCGAAGCCCUGCCCUGGGGUCAGGGCAGGUUUAGGGGUGGCGGGCAGGGGGUGGGGUGAUUAAGGGACAAAUAAAGUGGGUUGGCGAGCUUCAGUCAAAACCGGGGCGGAGAGGGGCAGGACGGGUUUCUGGAGGAGUCAAUCUCUAUUCUGGGGAAGCGCCGGAGCCCCGCCUGCAGCCUCGCCCCGGCCUCCUCCAGGCCGGCAGGAGUGGCACCCACACAAGCUUCCUUCCCAAGGGCUCGGGCGCGCUGAUUCCCGCGGCGCUCAGCAGGUGCCGACCCGACGGGAGCCGGGCUCCGCUCGCCCGCCGCGGGGCCUCGGCUUUCCUGGAACCCGGAGCACCGGCCCCGCCCUCUCGGCUGCGCGGGCCCCGCCCGGCGGCGGCUACAUGGGGCGCGGGGCGCGGCCCACCCGGCUGCAUCCCAGGUAUAUGAAGAAUGCUUAUCUUUUCAUCUAUUAUUUAAUCCAGUUCUGUGGCCACUCUUGGAUAUUUACAAACAUGACAGUCAGAUUCUUUUCAUUUGGAAAAGAUUCAAUGAUAGAUACUUUUUAUACUAUUGGACUUGUCAUGCGACUUUGCCAAUCCAUUUCUCUCUUGGAGUUGCUGCACAUAUAUGUUGGCAUUGAAUCAAACCAUCUUUUCCCAAGGUUUUUGCAGCUCACAGAGAGAAUAAUCAUCCUUUUUGUGGUGAUCACUAGUCAAGACGAAAUCCAAGAAAAAUAUGUGGUGUGUGUUCUAUUCAUCUUUUGGAAUCUACUGGAUAUGGUCAGGUACACUCACAGCAUGCUGGCAGUCACAGGGACAUCGUAUUCGGUCCUGACAUGGCUCAGUCAAACACUGUGGAUGCCCAUUUAUCCCCUGUGUGUUCUUGCUGAAGCAUUUGCCAUCUAUCAAUCGCUGCCUUAUUUUGAAUCAUUUGGCACUUACUCGACCAAGCUGCCCUUGGACUUAGCCAUCUACUUGCCCUAUGUGCUGAAGCUGUAUCUCCUGAUGCUCUUUAUAGGUAUGUACUUUACCUACAGUCAUCUUUACUCAGAAAGAAGAGACGUCCUCAGAGUCUUUUCCAUUAAAAAGAAAAUGUGAAGCACAGCAUUCCAAUGUGACAUGAGAAAAGAUGGGAUUCAGUGGUAGCAGAUACAAAACAGGAAGGAUUCUGUUGGAAAAAUACUACUAGAGAAAAAGCCAUGACAUUAAAUAAUUACCUUCCAAAAAUCUAGGUGACAAUAGUAUUUUUUUCCCAAGACAUACACUCUGUACACCCUGCUUCAUCAAAGCUAUGGAUUUUAUACAAGUUACAUUUAUAUUGUGUGAAGUAUGAUUAUUUUCCUGUAAGGAUGAUGAAUAAGUUCAAUUAAAUUGAGAAACCAAACUUUA